AUCCGUAGCUGCCAAAACCCCGAAAAACCCUCUCGAUAAACCGUUCGCCGUCGUCCUUCAUCCCUUCCUUCUCCUCUCCAAUUGCACAAUGUAUAGGCUCCAUCGCAGCGCCCUCGCGAAAACCCUCCACUACCGCUUCUUCUCUCAGUCGGCCGCCGCCAUCAUCGAAGAGCCAGCAAUCCAAGCACCAAUCACCUACCUCGAAGGGUUCCCGAAGCCCGGCCCCGCCGAGCAGAUUCUCGCCAUCCCUCGAGCUUCUUCCGGGAAGAACAUUUCCGCCAAGGAGAGGAAAGUCGGGAGGGUGCCCGCUAUCGUCUUCGAGCAGGAAGACGGGCAGCAUGGUGGUAAUAAGCGGUUGAUCUCGGUGCAGUCGAAUCGCAUCAGGAAUCUGGUAGAUAAGGUUGGGAGGUCGUUCUUCUUGUCGAGGCUUUUCGAUCUCGAGGUCAGGACCGAUUUUGCGAAGGAGGAGGAGAUUAUUGAGAAAGUCCGCGUCUUGCCGAGAUUGCUUCAUUUGCACUCUGGAACUGAUGUUCCCCUCAACGUUACCUUCAUAAGGGCACCUCCUGAGGCUCUGUUGAAAGUUGAUAUUCCUCUGGUGUUUAUAGGCGACGACGUCUCUCCUGGUCUGAGGAAAGGUUCAUACCUGAAUGUGAUUAAGAGGACGGUGAAGUUCCUCUGCCCACCAGAUAUUAUCCCACCAUAUAUCGAAGUAGACCUGAGCGAAUUGGAUGUUGGCGAAAAAUUACUGGUGGGUGAUCUCAAAGUUCAUCCAGCAUUGAAGCCCAUAAUGCAGGAAGAACAGCCAGUUGUGAAGAUUGCUGGAGCCCGUGUUUCGGACCAAAAGAGAGCAAAAUAAAGCAUCCCUACUAGAUAGUUAGCAAACAGCUGUUGUGUUUGAAUCUUGUGUACCACAGCUCUCCAACAUGGAGCAGUGUUUUUAGCAACAUUAGGUUUUUCAGUCGCAUAACCCGGAUUAGGUAGCGGGUGGGAGCAAAGUAAGAUUGCAGGGGAGGGCUAAAGCCAUGUUUUGUGUAGGAUGAACUUACUCCUUCCAUCAUCUUUGAUCCUAUAUUUAUUAUCAACCUUAUUUUGUAAACAAGCUGUCUGAGACAAAUUUCAGUAAUGAAAAUUGUUACCAAGUUAUAUCAGACCGUUGAUCAAGAUGGAUCAAGUAGUUAAAG
Messenger RNA from Linum tenue, 1181 nucleotides. The record is from the annotation of a GenBank genome assembly. NCBI's taxonomy places the organism in Eukaryota, Viridiplantae, Streptophyta, Magnoliopsida, Malpighiales, Linaceae.